Molecule: messenger RNA, 1084 nt
Organism: Cucurbita moschata (crookneck pumpkin)
Lineage: Eukaryota; Viridiplantae; Streptophyta; Magnoliopsida; Cucurbitales; Cucurbitaceae
Product: ferritin-3, chloroplastic-like
Exons: 8
Coding region: 116-877 (253 amino acids)
Biological process (GO): iron ion transport; intracellular iron ion homeostasis
Cellular component (GO): cytoplasm
Molecular function (GO): ferric iron binding; ferrous iron binding
Source: RefSeq, a predicted model, not a curated record
AACUCUCUUUUCCUCUUCCAUCUACAUCCUCAUCCUCUUCCACCACACGCACUCUCUCUCAAACCCUCAGAUCAAAUCUUCGUUUUCAUUUCUGGUCUUUUUCAGUUCGUCAAUCAUGCUUCUUCCAGCUCCUUCCGCUUUCUCUGUCGUUAAUUCCCGCGGGGAGAAUGUUGUUCCUUUGUUUUCUUCUUCUUAUUCUUCGAUUCUGAAGCUUUCUCCGGCCAGAAAUGGUGGUGGAUUGGUCAUUUCGGCCUCGAAAGGAGGUUCCAACACUCGGCCAUUGACGGGGGUGAUUUUCGAGCCAUUUGAAGAAGUCAAGAAGGAGUUGAGUCUUAUUCCUACUGCCCCUCAAAUCUCUCUUGCUCGCCAGAAGUAUAGCGAUGCCUGUGAGGCUGCAAUCAACGAGCAAAUCAAUGUUGAAUACAAUGUGUCAUAUGUAUACCAUUCCAUGUUUGCCUACUUUGAUAGAGACAAUGUAGCACUCAAGGGAUUGGCCAAGUUUUUCAAGGAAUCAAGUGAAGAAGAGAGGGGUCAUGCUGAGAAAUUGAUGGAAUAUCAGAACAAACGAGGUGGAAGAGUAAUAUUGCAGAGUAUGAUUAAGCCCUUGUCUGAAUAUGACAAUGAGCAAAAAGGAGAUGCCUUAUAUGCAAUGGAGCUUGCUUUGUCCCUUGAGAAGCUAACAAAUGAUAAGCUGCUUCACUUGCACAAGGUAGCUGCAGAGAAUAACGACGUGCAGCUGACCGAGUUUGUCGAAAGCGAGUUUUUGGGAGAACAGGUGGAAGCAAUCAAGAAAAUCUCGGAGUAUGUUGCUCAGCUAAGAAGAGUGGGGAAGGGACACGGAGUUUGGCACUUUGAUCAGAUGUUGCUUCAUGCAUGAGGGGAAAUCUACAAUGGUGCUGGUUUGGUAGGGCUGCAUUAGAGUUAAGUGUAGUGAAAUAUGAAAAUAAAAUGGUUCAGCUCUGUGCUGUGCUAUGGAUAUGAUAUUAGGUGUUACGAAUUUGUCCUGUUAACAUGUUAAUGUUUCUUGUUAUUUUUGUUUCAAAUGUUUUAUCUUUAUAGAUUGAACAUCUAUCUAUCUCUUCAA